AAACUUCACUUCUUUUACACAGGAAAAUCGACAAUUUCAAAAUAAUCCGGCAGACAUUAUUGAGAAAAAAAUGUUUAUUGCGUCACAUAGGAAGACUUGGCCGGCACUCCUGUAGAGGAAACGGUAUCAUUCAAAACGCGCAUUCCUUGCUCCUUUGACACGUUAAUAGAACACGUCAUUUAGAGUUUGUGAAUGGUUUAUGUAUGUCAUUGCCGGGAUUUUCAACAUCCCACCACGAAUUAAGAAAAACACUCGAGUCCUGCUGGUUCAAGCAUGAAAAUCUCUUCAAACGGUGAGAAUAAUCCCACGAGUUCUGUUAUCCUUCCUACUAGUAAACGAUAUACCUCAUUAUCACUAAGGACUUGAAACAACACGCUACAUUGUGUGGAACGAGCGUGAUCAAAACGGACCGUACACACAAACCCGACAUCUUUUGUGUCGUAAAUUGUUUGCUUUGCAGACGACCGAGGCAAGUCAAACAAUUCUGCUUUUGAUUGGUUAAUAAAACGCAGCCCAAGGUAGGUCUGCUGUAGGCCGUGUGACGCUAGAAAGUUAUGAGCCGAAACUUGAAACGUGAAUGAAAGUGAUUUCAUGCGAAAUUCCUCGAUAUAAAAAAAAGAAAGAUCUGUUUCGUUUUAGAAUUGAAGAGUCUACUGUCAGACAUGAGACAUCAUUAAGACCACACAACAAAGACAUUACUCACUAAACGACUACUAACAACUGUCUUAAAAAACAAUUUGACACCAUGCCACAUAAGUGAGCUAUCCGCGUGCGGAUUGGUCUAUAGAGGUGUUACGUUACGCAAAAUAGAAAGUCCUUUGAAAGGUCAAUUUCCUAACUCGGGAAACGAAACACGACACGAGCUUGAGCUGCUCACCGCCUUCGAUGUACACCGAACGUUCUGGGGUAGCACAGAGCAAAAGGUUAUCGGUGAGCUAUUGUAAAUGAAAAGCAAUUAAGCUGAUCGGUAAAUUGAAGGCAGGCUGAAAACACGUUUGACAAAAGACAGGAAAAUUGAUCAGACGGACCGUGCGCGCGUGUGGUGUAUAAAAGCUGCUGGUGUUAGUAACAGAGUACAGUUACUUUGCGAGACGAAUCAUGAACAUGGAUUAUCAGCAUUUUGAAGGAACAGCUCUCGAACCAUAUGCACAUUCACCUGAAGGCUCUGCCUGCAGCUCGAGCGGGUCAGAAACAAGUUUAAGCCCGACACCAUCGCCACAAGCUGCAAUGUUUUACCCGCCAGGACACAGACUUACACUCUCCUACCACAAUCACUGUCAGUCGUACAUGAAACGACUCUACACAAACAGCAGAGAGCGGUGGAGGCAACAACACGUUAAUCUGGCGUUUGGUGAGCUAAGAAAACUACUUCCAACUUAUCCACCAGAGAGGAAACUCUCUAAGAACGAAAUCCUUAGACUUGCUAUGAAGUACAUCCGAUUUCUGGACGAUCUUCUCAAAGACAUGGGCGACAACAGCAAGCAGAAUCAAGAUUCACGCGAAUGUGUCUCUGACACAAAGCUCAAAGAAGAAAGACGAGAAAAAGGACAAUUACACUGCAAAAGACAAACCAACUGUUCUCUUUCAUUAAUGGAAGGAAUGGAAACAAAUGUUAUCGACUCAAACGCGCCAUCGAUAUUUGACGCGCAUUAACUUUCUCUGAAGAUGUCUACAUUUUACAACACGCACAGAUAUUUCACAUUUUCCGUAUUAACUGCGGUCUAAUGUGAUGAUAUCAGUCUAAUAUCUGACAAAUAAGGGCCUCAGUGGAACAUUGUCCACGAAUUGUUGCAGACUGGAAUUGUAAAUAGUGUAAUUAUUUCUAAGGCUGUUCUUUGUAAUCGUGUUUACUGUUAUCCUUUAACUUGUGUAAAUAGUUUUUUCCCCGCUGUUGUGUCUAGUUUGUUUGUUUAAGAGUUAAAUCGUCUCUUUAUUUGUAAUGCGUUAGGAUGUUGAACCCUCUAAAACUAUUAUGUUUAUCUGUCCAGAGAUUUGCCAUCUAAAGAAACUGAGCGCUCUAAUUAAUAAACACUUUCUCUGAUCAAGA
Messenger RNA from Pocillopora damicornis (cauliflower coral), 2047 nucleotides. RefSeq lists its product as uncharacterized. Lineage: Eukaryota; Metazoa; Cnidaria; Anthozoa; Scleractinia; Pocilloporidae. The record is from RefSeq and is a predicted model, not a curated record. Gene Ontology annotation, biological process: regulation of transcription by RNA polymerase II. Gene Ontology annotation, molecular function: RNA polymerase II cis-regulatory region sequence-specific DNA binding; DNA-binding transcription factor activity, RNA polymerase II-specific; protein dimerization activity.